Molecule: messenger RNA, 2877 nt
Organism: Closterium sp. NIES-65
Lineage: Eukaryota; Viridiplantae; Streptophyta; Zygnematophyceae; Desmidiales; Closteriaceae
Source: the annotation of a GenBank genome assembly
AUGGAAGAGCCGUCAUGGACGCGCAAGCUAGCGCCGAACCGCACGAUAGCGGAGGAAGCGAAGGCCAUUCUUCACGAGCUGAAUGCAGUGAUGGCGGUCGGUCCACGCUGGCAGCUGGACACCUUUCUGGGCGGCACUGCCCGCCUCUGUGCCAUCCAGAAGGCUCUGCGCGCGCGGCUAAACGACAAAGAGGGGGGUGCUGGAGGGGCGGGGGGACGAGCGGGUGACGGCAUGGGCGGAAGGGGGGCGGAGUAUUACGAAGGCGGGGAGAGCAGCAGAGAUGACAUGGGAGUGUGGGGGACCAGGGGGUAUGGCAGCAGCAGUGGUGCUGCUGCCAACUAUGGUGAUGAUCAAACGGACGGAAGGGAAGAAGCAGGAGGAGGAGGAGCGAUGGAAGAAGCGGGAUUCGCAGAUGCGAUGAGGAAAAAGAAGCUGGGGAGGAGAGCCAGUCAGCCGCCGACCAUAUUUGGAUCAGCUCUAGCGGCGGCAGCAGCAGUAGACAGCGUUGAUCUGAACGGGUUUAGAGAUCACCAAGGAGAACUGGCUGGGAGUGAGGGUUUUGGGUUAGGACGGUUAAGAUUAGGGUUAGGGUUGGGGUUUGGGCGGUUGCGUGCUGGGAGUGAAGGUGAGGUGAUGAAGGUGCUGGGCGAUGUGGACAUGCUUAUAGAGCGAUGCAUGGAAAUGCUUAUAGAGGAGUUCAAGGAUAGCCUCGUGAAGCACUGCAAGGCGUUUGAGGUGCCCAUGGCAAAGGCUGUUUUGGACCUCAGUGUCCGAUCUGCUUCGCCUCUCCCCCGCUCUGUGUCUGCUGGUGAUGGUGCUCUUGGUUCUGGGGCUGCUGCUGCUGCUGCUGCUGUUGCUGCUGAUUCUGGUGGGGUCAGCAGUGGACACAGCAUAAGCAACUCGCGGUACAGCAAGAGCCUAUCUGCUAUUGAUGAUGAGGGGGGGAGUUAUGCCGUGGAAGUAGAAGAUACCUUUGCAGCGGAAUCCCAUGCGAGGAUAGGUGCAAAUGCUAGCGGAAACCAUGGUGCUUGUGCUCAAAACGAGGCUGCCACAAAUGGGGAUGAGGAUGACGAUGGGGGGGGUUCCUCCAAUUUCACGUUCUCUCCUCUCUCAGACACAUCAGGCUCGGGAAGCUCUGCUUCGGUGUCCCGAAGCACCCGGGCAGCUGCAAAAGACAUCCCGAGUCUGCUGCCGUCUCCAGUCCAGAUGUCCGGACCUGCGUCUAUUGUGAGUGCCGUGUCUGCGAUCCACGCCCGGAAGAACCGAACCUCAAAAUUGGUUCGGGCUGAAUCAGACGCAGCAGCGGAAGGAGCGCGCCGGUUCUCACGCCGGGAAAGGGAGCAGCAGAAAAAGCAGCAGGAGGGGGAUCGGCAGCAGGUUCAGGAGGAAGAGGAUUUGUAUCCGCUCCCGGACCUGCCGAGUCAGGCUCGGCAGAGCCGAGCCAGCAGGCACGGUCGGUCUCAGUCUGCUGCAGCGAAUUUCACAAUAGUAGUACCACGGAGAAGCAUGAGAGGGGCGUUAAGUGGGGAAUCCGGAACAAAUGUGACUGUAACAGGAUCUCCUGCUGGUGGGGCGGGGGCAGGGGCGGCAGGGGCAGGUGCAGGGGGGUUGAGAGCAGGAACCGGGGGGACGGAGCCCCUUCCCCCUUUAGGGGGAGCGAGAGGGCGGAAGGGGGACUCUGGUCCAUUGGCAAGACCAAGGGGAGUUGGGGGAGGGGGAAUAGGAGGAGCAGUGGGUAGGAGUGAGAGAGGAGGGGGGAUGGAGGGGGAUGGGCAGCAGCAGUUGGUGCCAUGGUUGCCUGUGAAGGCUGUGCCUUCUCUGGAGAGAAUCGCUCAGCAGCUAGCUGAUGGGGGCAAAGCGAAAGAGUGUUUGGUCGAGUACUGCGCACUGCGGGCAACAGCCCUUGAAGCAGCCAUAGCAGCUCUGGAGAUGGGGGAAGUGCGCGCCCCUGCCCUCUCCGCCCUGCCUUGGAGUUCCCAAGAGGCCUUUCUCAAGGCCUGGAUGGACGUGCUGCUAGUAGCGGAGCGCUUCCUCUGCGACAGCGUGUUCCUCUUCUCCCACACCCUCUCCACCCGCUCCUUCCGCCGCAUUGUGCGGCGAGCAGCAGCGCUGAAGCAGGCGCUGCAUCUGCUGUGCGGCAACGCUGCUGCCAUCUGCUCCUCUGAUGAGCAGCCGGAGAAGCUGUUCAGUCUGCUGGAUAUGAUUCAGGCCACCCAGGACCUUGGGUCACAGAUGGAAGAUGUGCUGAUGGCAGCAGGUAUGGAAAAAGCCCAUGAGCAAUGGAAGAAGCUGCCAAAACUGCUGACAUCAUCAGCAAUAGCGUCCAUCGAUAAGCUCAAGGAGAGGCUGAACGAUGUGGGUGCAGCGCAGCAGGCUAUGGCUGUUGCAGCAUCGCCACGGUCUGCACAAAAGAUUUUCAGGUUGUGGAAGGCGCCAGCGGAGGAGAGGCCAAGGGAAGAGACGGAUGUGUCAGUACAUGCCAUCACCAGCUACACUGUCAACUACGUCAACCAGCUCCUGCGCAAAGACGGCUCCAAGUAUGCGCGCAUGCUGGAGAGCGUGUACAGGAGAAGAGGAGGGGAAACAGGCACAAGGAGAGUAUUAAACGAGGAGAUCAGUGACCUGCUGGCAGCGCUGCACCACAACAUGCAAGUGCGGGCAGAGGUCAUUGCAGAGAGUACUGUUGCUGCUCUCUUCAUGCUCAACAACACUGCCUAUGUCUCCAACUCUCUUGCAAGCACGAGCAUGAAGGAGGCUAUGAAACAGUCUGAGCGGCUCAAGGAGUGUGAACAAGCCUUUUUAGACGCUAUCACUGCCAAGGUGAGCCUCUUCGUGCGAGUAGAGCGCAUAUUCUUACAGCUCUUAGAUGCUAUUUAA